Molecule: messenger RNA, 252 nt
Organism: Podospora bellae-mahoneyi
Lineage: Eukaryota; Fungi; Ascomycota; Sordariomycetes; Sordariales; Podosporaceae
Exons: 2
Coding region: 1-252 (83 amino acids)
Source: RefSeq, a predicted model, not a curated record
AUGCAGCUGUGUGGCAUGUUAGAGGAGCUCAUAGCACUCUCGACGAAGGUCUCCAUGACUACGAGUCCUGUUGGCAUGGAAACAAACUACCUAGUAAAACAGAUUGCCAACGCUCAGUUGAGAUCACCUGCGCCGGUGCCAUACAUACUAUUCCCGGCGUUGAAGUUCCUAGUCAACGUUAGAUCCACCAACAGCCUCGUGGUUCGGAUGUGGGUAACAACCACUACCAACACCUCAUGGCAAACAGAAUAG